Messenger RNA from Scheffersomyces amazonensis, 2128 nucleotides. RefSeq names its product mRNA splicing protein. Gene Ontology annotation, biological process: mRNA splicing, via spliceosome. The transcript has a single exon. The record is from RefSeq and is a predicted model, not a curated record. Gene Ontology annotation, molecular function: RNA binding; ATP binding. Bases 231 to 2075 code for a protein of 614 amino acids. Lineage: Eukaryota; Fungi; Ascomycota; Pichiomycetes; Serinales; Debaryomycetaceae. Gene Ontology annotation, cellular component: catalytic step 2 spliceosome.
AUCCCAAUACCAUUCCACGUGAACUAUACAUAUAAUUACUAUACUACAUUAAUUUCAUUCCAUAUCUUAUUGGGUACCCUUCGUCCGUGUUUCAAGUGUUAUAAAGUUGCAUCAACAUACUUUGCACCCAUUGCUGCAACUGUGGGGUGGGUCGUGCGAACCAAAAUGGAGAUUUGAAAAAUUCUUGAAUAUGCCUUAGUUAAUUUAAGAUAUACAAAUACCAUUAAGGGAUGAGUAGGCGACCGAUAUCCGUGGAAGAGCUUCUAGAAGAAGAUGUGGAUUUAACAGGGGGUGUGAGGAGAAGAAUAAAUGGAAUUAGUAACAGGAUUGUUCCUGGAGUUGGAGAUAAACCUGUAAAGUUUCUUUCUAAAGCCGAAAGAGAGAGGUUAAGUAUUGAGAAGAAGUUGAAACAGGAAGCAGAAGAGAAGAAAAAUCGAGAACAGAUUUCUGAAAAGCAAAGGCUACAGAUACGGAAACAUCAACAAGAGGAAGAGUAUAGGCAACAAUAUCAGCAAGAUGACGAGAGAGCCACUAAUAAGAAGGAAGAAACAAUAAGGAAGAAGAGAAGGAAAUUUAAUUUUGAAUGGGAUGAAGAAGAAGAUACUUCGAAUGACUAUAAACCAAUGAUAGUGACAGAAUCUCGAAUAAGGAAAGAUGUAGAGGAUGAUAUUGUUAAUGAUAAACAUUGGAGUGAAAAGAAACUCGAAGAUAUGACAGUACGUGAUUGGAGAAUAUUCAAAGAAGAUUUCAGUAUCAUUUAUAAGAAUGUUUCGAAUGAUAUCAAACCAUUAAGAGACUGGACAGAAACAAAUAUAAUAUCAUCUAAGAUUGUUAACAUUAUCAAUAAUUUAUCUUAUGUCGAACCUACACCAAUUCAACGAGCUUCUAUACCUAUAACUCUAAGUAAUCAAGAUGCUAUUGGGAUAGCUAAAACUGGUUCAGGUAAAACCCUUGCCUUUUUGGUACCCCUUUUAACAUAUAUUCUCAAUAUUGAUAGGAAUUAUUUCGAAUUUGAACACAAGCAACAGGAAGAGUUUAAUAAACCACUAGGAUUGAUUUUAGUUCCCACAAGAGAAUUAGCAUUACAAAUCUCCAAAGAAGCUGAUAAAUUUUGUAAACCAUUAUCCAUAAACGUUGUAACUAUAAUUGGUGGACAUAAGUAUGAAGAAACAAUCAGUUCUAUUGGUAAUGGAGUUCAUAUAGUUGUGGCAACUCCUGGUAGAUUAAUUGAUUCUUUAGAACAAAAUAUUAUAUCACUUGAUAAAUGCUAUUAUUUAAUUAUGGAUGAAGCAGAUAGAAUGAUUGAUAUGGGAUUUGAAGCUAGUUUAACAAGUAUUUUUAAAUAUCUUCCCAGUCAAGAACAAUUAAUCUCAAGUAUCGAUUCUAAAAUCUUUGGAAUAGAUAAGAGAGUAACAUUGAUGUUUACUGCUACUAUAACUCCAAUUAUAGAGAAAAUCACUAAAAAUUAUCUAUAUAAACCAGCAUAUAUAACGAUAGGACAAGUUGGUGAAGCAACAGACAAUAUUGAUCAAGAAUUUGAGUACAUGAAUUCAGUAAUUGAAGACCCUCAAGAAUUAGAUGAGUCAAGAUUUAAGAGAUUACUUACUGUCAUUAAUGGUCACGAACGGAAACUUGAACCAAUGAUUCCUUCCAUUAUAAUCUUUGCAAAUUACAAAAAAGUUUGUGAUGCUUUAGCUACAAAGCUUGCUGCAAAUGGUUGGAAAGAUACAGUGGUUAUACAUGGAUCUAAGAAUCAAGAAAAUAGAGAGUGGUCGAUCAAUAAUUUCCGGAAUCAUGAGUCGAGAGUUCUUAUUGCUACUGAUGUUGCCGCCAGAGGUAUUGAUGUUUCAGAUGUUUCAUUAGUAGUUAAUUUUCAAAUGGUAACAAAAUUUGAAGAAUAUAUUCAUAGAAUAGGUAGAACUGGUAGAGCUGGAAAGAAAGGGCUUGCAUAUAGUUUUAUUGAUGACUCAAAUCGAGAUAUAUUCUUAAACUUGAAAAAGUAUUUAACAAAAGGUGGAAAGAAGUCGCCUGAUUGGUUGAUGAGGGCCACACAGACCCAAAAUUUACGAGAUUAGAAAUGUAUAAUUACAUUUUUUUUAUUAAUAGAGUUUAUAAUAUAAUUAAUCAU